Molecule: messenger RNA, 5219 nt
Organism: Ctenopharyngodon idella (grass carp)
Lineage: Eukaryota; Metazoa; Chordata; Actinopteri; Cypriniformes; Xenocyprididae
Product: F-box/LRR-repeat protein 7
Exons: 4
Coding region: 816-2285 (489 amino acids)
Biological process (GO): SCF-dependent proteasomal ubiquitin-dependent protein catabolic process
Cellular component (GO): SCF ubiquitin ligase complex
Molecular function (GO): protein binding
Source: RefSeq, a predicted model, not a curated record
UUCAUACAUUUGCUCUUAGUAAAUGUUUUAAAAACAUGACCAAGCAUGAGUUCUAUUUAAUCACUUUUUAUACCGUUGACACAUGGUGUCCACUACAUUGGUCAGAUAUGUAAUUCCAUAUAUAUUGGGGAAAAAAGUUAUUGGAAUGAUUUUUCACUUGUUUAAAAGUAAAAACAAACAUUAAAAAAAAAAAAUUACUUUGUGAUUUAAUAAUUCAUGCAUGAAAGGGUUAAACCAUAAACACAUGCUGUCCACUUGAGUGGGAAUCUGGAAAUCUCUUUGAAAAAAAUGUGUGAAAAAAAAAAAAAAACAUUUCAAAUCUUGUUUUUCAUGCUCCAAGAGCAAUAAAAACACACAGGAAAAAAAAAAAAAAUCCUGACUGAGGUUAUCAUAAUUCAUGCAUGAAAUGGUUAUAUUAUAUUAUAGCCUAUUAUAUACCCCAAACACUACUUUAGGUCUGUGGCAUUUUAAAUUGAGGGUCUCUUUAAAGAUGGUCCAGCCCCUCCAUCACAUUCUCGUAUGGUCAUAGUGGAAGUGAGUUCAUGUGGUUAGUUUCUCUUCACACAUCUGUCGGAACCGCCCGCUCGAGAUCAGCGCAACUUCUUUCCGAUAAUGGACAUUUUUCUCAGCGAGAAGAUUGUCAACCUUUGCCAGGACAGCUGGAAACAGCACUGCGCACGUUCUGCUUUCUGAAUACUGCAUUAUAAAGAAGACUUUGACCGUUCCCAUAAUGGAGCUAUAUUGUGUCUGCUCGAGGACUUUCUCCGUGUAAUCUUAGAGAUGUCAUUGUGAGGAGAGACUAUGUGUUCUUCAGGAUGGGUGCGAACAAUGGCAAACAGUAUGGAAGUGAAGGCAAGGGUAGUUCCAGUCUCUCCUCCGAUGUGAGCUCCAGCACUGAUCAUACACCCACCAAAGCUCCCAAGAAUGUGGCAACCAGUGAAGAUUCAGACCUGAGCAUGAGGACGCUUAGUACUCCCAGUCCCGCCCUCAUUCUGAACCCAAACCCUUCCUGUGUCUCCCCUCAAACAGUCCCCAACGGCCAUGAAACGUCUUCCACUUCCUUUAACGUCCCAGGGGAAACAGUCGCUAUGGUUCACCCACCUCCAGGCACUCGCUCACGGCCUUCAAAAGUCCCUCACACCGCUCUCAUUGAUAUCCUGCCCGAUCCUGUUUUACUGCACAUCCUGUCUUACCUGUCCACCCCUCAGCUGUGCCGCUGCGCUCGAGUGUGUCGCCGCUGGUAUAACCUGGCCUGGGACCCACGGCUCUGGAGUAGCAUUCGUCUAACUGGAGAGCUGCUGAACGCUGACCGGGCCCUCAAAGUGCUCACCCAUCGGUUAUGUCAGGACACUCCCAAUGUCUGUCUGACCCUGGAGACGGUCGUAGCCAGUGGCUGCCGGAGGCUGUCUGAUCGCGGGCUACGUGUGAUAGCACAGUGCUGUCCAGAACUGCGGUGUUUGGAGGUUGCAGGCUGCUAUAAUGUGUCCAAUGAUGCAGUGUUUGAUGUGGUAUCCAAGUGUCCCAAUCUGGAGCAUUUAGACGUAUCAGGCUGCCCUAAAGUGACCUGUAUCAGCCUGACAGAGGAGGCGUCUCUCCAGCUUACACCUCUACAUGGACAGCAGAUUGGCCUGCGUUACCUGGACAUGACGGACUGUGUAUCACUGAAGGAUGAAGGCUUAAGGACCAUUGCAUUUCAUUGUCCGCGUCUCACACACCUCUACCUGCGGCGCUGCAGCCGCCUAACAGAUGAGUCCCUGAGACAACUAGCACUGCGCUGCACCGCUUUACGUGAGCUUAGCCUCAGCGAUUGCCAUCUGGUGGGAGACUUUGGCUUGCGUGAAGUGGCUCGUCUGGAGGGCCGCCUACGCUAUCUAAGUGUAGCACAUUGUUUGCGCAUAACAGAUGUUGGACUACGUUAUGUAGCACGCUACUGUCCGCGGCUCCGCUACCUGAAUGCACGUGGCUGCGAGGGGCUAACGGACCAGGGUUUGAGCCAUUUAGCUCGUAACUGCCCCCGACUGCGGUCUGUUGAUGUUGGUCGCUGCCCGUUGGUGUCGGACGCUGGGCUGGAAGUGUUAGCACGCUGUUGUGAAGGGCUACGAAGGCUGAGUUUGAGGGGCUGCGAGAGUUUGACAGGGAGAGGGCUAAUGGCGCUAGCAGCGGGUUGCCCCGAGCUGCAAUUACUAAACGUACAAGAGUGUGAUGUGCCACCUGAGGCGCUUCGACUAGUCCGACAGCACUGCAGACGCUGUGUGAUCGAGCACACCAUACCUGCUUUCUACUGAGGGGACAGGUUGGGGGUGUUGACCUCUGAAAAACAGAUGUUUAUAUUUUGUGCAUUCCUACGACUGCCUGAAAAGAUGCAACAUGGUGGAUGUGUCUCAAAACCUAGUUCAGGGGUGCUCAGUCCUGCUCUUGGAGGGCCACUGUCCUGCAGAGUUUAGCUCAAAGACCUUCAUUGGCUGGUUCAAGUGUGUUUGAUUGAGGAUGAAGCUAAAAUUUGCAGGGCAGGAUUGGACACCCUUGACCUAGUGAGUCAAUUUGAUGUCUAUUGCAGUGUUUCUCUACCCUGUUCCUGGAGGCACACCAACAGUAUUCAUUUAGGAUGUCUCCCUUAUUUGACCCAUCCAUUUCAAGUUUAGGAGUCUCUACUAAUGAGCUGAUGAGUUAAAUCAGGUGUGUUUGAUUAGGAAGAGUUUGAAAAUGUAUACUGUGUCUCCAGGAACAGGCUUGGGAAACACUGGUUUCUGCAUACUGCAGGGGUUCCCAAACUCUGGCCCUCGAGAGACACUUUCCUGCAGAGUUUAGCUCCAACUCUAAUCAAACACACCGGAACAAGCUAAUCAAGUGCUGUGUAUGAAAUCACCCCCUAUACCCUUAAAUAGGGCACUAUUUGAGGGGACAGCCAUUUGUAGGGCUGUCCGAAACCAUAGUGGACAAUAUCGAGUGCACCCAUUCAAUCCCACAAUGCACCGCAAUAACGAGUGCACAACUGAUGUAUGCUUAACGGCUAGAGAACACCCAUAAUGCACUGUGAGAGUCACGUGCCGAAUGAAUUUCCGCGUCUCGACAGAAGAUGGCACCCACAGCUGAAUAAUUCAUCCAUCCAUUGUCUAAACUGUGCUGAUCCAAUGUGGCUACAGCGAAAUAUCAUACAGAUACAAAUUAAUUUUUAAGUGAUUAUUAAAUUGUUUAAGGUUUAUACGUAGUUUCCAUGAUAAAUAUUUUCAUCUUACUACUGGAGCUGCCAUUUUUCUAAGUUUCAAAAUAUUAUUAAACAGUAAGCACAAACUGUGCAAAAGCAGCAGCCCUUCCAGCACACUCAGUGAAUGAAUUCAGUCACUCGUUUUAAUUCACUCCUUCAAGUGGACUCUAUUAGUGGACUGAUGUAGGGAAUAGUGAAUGAAGGUAUAAGGGGCAAUUUCGAACACAGCAAAGGUCAGCAAAGGUUGGAGCUAAACUCUGCAGGAAAGUGGACCUCGAGGGCCAGAGUUCAAAACCCCUGGCCUGGGGCCUGCUCCUGGAGGGACACUGUCCUGCAGAGUUUAUAUCCAGUGUACCUGCCUGGACGCUUCUAGUGAUCCUAAAAACCUUGAUUAGCUUGUUCAGAUAUGUUUAAUUCAGGUUAGAGCUAAACUCUGCUUUAAGGUGGCCCUCCAGGAGCAGGACUGGACACCCUUGACCUAAUGAGUCGAUUCGCUGUCUACUGUAGUAUUUCCCAACUUUGUUCCUGGAGGUACACAAACAGUAUUCAUCUUGGAUGUCCCCCUUAUCUGACCCAUUCAUUUCAGGCUUAGGAGUCUCUCCUAAUGAGCUGAUGAGUUGAAUCGGGUGUGUUUAAAAAAACAAAAAUGAACAGGAUUGGGAAACACUAGUCUCCUGCCUACUGCAACUCUGGGGCAACUCAGGGGUGUUGAAUCCUGCUCCUAUAGAGUUUAGCUCCAACACACCUGUCUGGAAGUUUGUAGUAAUUGUAGAGACCUUGAUUAGCUUGUUCAAAUGUGUUUAAUUUGGGUUGGAGCUAAACUCUUUUGGAGGGUGGCCCUCCAGCAGCAGAAUUGGACACCCUUGACAUAAUGAGUCGACUUGCUGUCUACUGGAAUUCUGGGGCAACUCAAGGGGGGUCAAAUCCCAUUCCUGGAGGGCUAUCUUCCUGCAGACCUAAUUAAACACAUCUGAACCAGAUCUUCAGGAUUACUGGGAACUUCUGGGCAAGCGUGUUGGAGCAGUUUGGAACUAAACUGCAGGAUGGAGGCCUUCGGAGACGGCAUUAGUUUUGACAUUAACAUCUUAACAUCUUAAGCGCAACCUUGUAACUGAUUUGAGACGGCCUUUAUAAACAACAACAUCAGUAAUAGUUAUGUGUCAAGCAAAUAAUGCUCUGCACAUUAGACUCACAAUUUUGACAUUCAAAGGCAGUUCCUUUUUGAGGUUUUGAGAUACAUCUGGUGAGUCAUGUUGCUUCUUACAGAGCUGUACCAUGUUCUUGUCAAUUAAAAAACUAUAUGACAUAUAUCAUAAUAUUUAUCACAUGAAAAAGAUGGGUUAUUGUUACUGUACAACAGUAAGCUUUCCUAGGUGUCUGAAAGAUGUUUGUUUAGGUUGAUUUAUGUUUUGAUUUCUACAAAAGCUCUUUAGCUGGUUGUCUAUGUCUAGAGUUUGUCCAUUACAUGAUUACAUUUAAAACAUUUGAACUUUGAAUGAUAUACUGGUUGCUUUUUUUCCACAGAAAUAAGAAAAGAGGCUUUCGCACCGGGUAGUUCUAGGAACUAGCCACCAGGGUGAUUCCCAGGAACUAAAAGUUCCCCUAGGGUCAUUUUCCUGGCCGCAUUCGCACCGCCAGUAGGAACUAUGCAGUGACGUAAGCUGUGCUUGUUGUUGUUUUGACUUUUAUUUGGACUGCGUGGUGGACCUUUAUUUUGACGGCGCUGAGAACACCAAAGCCUGAGCACACGGCGCUCACAUUCUCCGUCUUCAUUAGUUUAUGAUUUGUUUAACAACCUGUCUAAUAUGUUAUUAGAGCUGUUAUACAAAGAAAGACAGAAUAUGAAAAAGUAUUAGCGUUUGCCGUGUGGUUGAUGUCCAGUGUCACUACCUGAGCAGAAAUACAUAAUCAUGUUUCGCCUGGUCCAAAGUUGCGUUGGAUUUUCUCCUUAACUUGAGAGGUCCAUCUAUCAUUGUUUUUCAUGUUUGUAGAGAUAGUCUGUGGAGUAAAAAUA